CUACACUGUCGAUGCAAAGGAAAAGACUUAUUGUUGGCGACAUUGUACAAAUUUUAUCUGGCAACUCUGACGAAUUUCCUUUUCCGUUUCUUCUCUCUUCGCUUCUUACUUUUUCACCGGUGUUCGGUGCGUCCAUUUUGUAUCUGUAAAUCGAUUAAAAAAAUAUAAAGGAAGAGCAAAGGUUUUGUGAAAAGUUUGGGUGAUAAUAAUUCUAUAUCGUAUGAGAUUUACAAAAAAAAUAAUUGGAGUGUGUGCUUAUUGAAUACAGAAGUAUGAGCGAAAACGUAAAGUCGUUUUUAAAUCAGUUUUGCCAAAAAAAUAAAUUAGAGCCAGUUUAUGAAGUGAGACCAACCGGACCUAAAACUCGCCAAAGAUUUUUGUGUGAACUGCGAAUAGCUACCUACAAUUAUGUAGGUGCUGGAAAUUCAACAAAUAAAAAAGACGCUCAGAGUAAUGCAGCUAAAGAUUUUGUAUCAUUUUUGGUAAGACAGGGGUUCGUAAAUCAGAAUGAAGUUCCUGCUGAAGUUGAUGCAGCUCCUGCUCCUGUUAUUCACCAUGGACAGCAAGAGAAUUUGGCUGCUGGUCCACAACAUCAAGUAUUUGGUCAAGGUAUGGGUCCUGCAAGCUAUGGAGAGGCCUAUCGACCUCGUGGUCGCCAGGAUGAUCAGUGGCAUUACAUGGAUAGGGCUCAAGAACAAAAAAAGGUGGAAGAAGCUGAAGAUCUGGAUGUUAAUGCUCAAAUCCAUGGAAAUUGGACUGUUGAAAAUGCAAAGUCUAAACUGCAUCAAUUUAUGCAAUCAAAUAAGAUUCAUGCAGAUUAUAAAUAUACCCAAGUUGGACCAGAUCAUUCCAGGACAUUUGUGGCAGAGAUAAAUUUUUACGUUAAACAGCUAGGCAGACACAUCCAUGGACGUGAUACUGGUUCUAAUAAACAAACUGCCAGUAAAAGUUGUGCUCUGUCAAUUAUUAGACAGUUGUUCCAUUUGGGGGUUAUUGAAGCAUUUGCAGGUACACUAAAGAAAGAAAAGAAGGGAGCGGCAGAAAUGAAACCAUUCCAAGUAAAAAUUUCUCCUCAAUUGAAAAAUACAAUUAAAGAUUGCUUGACUGAAUUAAAUGUAACUCCCACACCUGUGACAACUGGUGUCAAGGAUGAAGAUGGCGAUACAGGUGCAGUUUCACUUUUGAGUCAUCAUGUUUUGGAUGACUUCCAUCCAGCUAAGCCAACAGAAGCUGGUGUUGUGACUUGGUCACCACCUCAACAAAACUGGAAUUGCUGGACUGGUUGCAAUAUUGAUGAAGGUUAUUUAUCUACUGCUACUUUGGAAGGUUUGAGUGAGGAUAUGCUUACUGAUUGGAAAGCUCGUUUGGAAUUAGUUUCUUCUUUGAAAACCAGUAUACAAGAAAGACAAAGUUUACCCGUGUACAAUAAAAAAGGAGAAAUUAUGGAAGCAAUUAAUGAGCAUCCUGUCAUUAUCAUUAGAGGAAAUACUGGUUGUGGUAAAACAACACAAGUAUGUCAGUUCAUAUUGGAGGAUUAUGUAAUGUCGGGUCAGGGAGCUUGGUGCAACAUCUGUGUCACUCAACCAAGACGUAUUUCCGCUGUUUCUGUAUCUGAAAGAGUAGCUAGUGAAAGAUGUGAGGAUCUAGCACAAUCUGUAGGAUAUUCAGUUCGUUUCGAAUCUGCUUUGCCAAAACCGUAUGGAUCAAUCAUGUUUUGUACAGUGGGGGUUCUUCUUAAAAAACUUGAAAAUGGUCUCAGAGGAGUCAGUCAUGUAAUUGUUGAUGAAAUUCAUGAAAGAGAUGUCAAUAGUGAUUUCAUAAUGGUUGUUUUAAGAGACAUGAUUCACAAUUAUCCUGAUCUCAGGGUAAUUCUUAUGUCCGCUACUAUUGAUACAACUUUAUUCUCGAAAUAUUUCAAUAAUUGUCCAGUAAUUGAAAUUCCUGGUAGAGCUUUCCCUGUAAAACAAUACUUUUUGGAAGAUGCCAUUGAAUUGACGAAGUUUGUUCCACCUACGGAUACAAGAAAAAGAAAAAGUAAAGGCGGCAAUGAUGAUGAAGAAGAUGGUACUGGAGUUGAAGAUCCUGAUGAAAAUUUAAAUAAGGUGGUAGUAGAUGGAAACUAUUCAGAAUUAACUAAAAACGUUAUGGCUAGACUAAAUGAGAAAGAAAUAAGCUUUGAACUUCUUGAAGCCCUUCUUGAUUACAUUAAAACUCAAAGUAUACCGGGAGCAGUAUUAGUUUUCCUUCCAGGUUGGAAUUUGAUUUUCGCCAUGAUGAAGCAUCUCCAAAACCAUCCAGUUUAUGGUGGAACUCAGUAUUUAAUUUUACCAUUGCACUCUCAGAUACCAAGAGAAGAUCAAAGAAGGGUGUUCCAUCCUGUGGCAGAUCAUGUGACCAAAGUAAUUUUGGCUACAAACAUUGCUGAAACUUCCAUUACAAUAAAUGACGUAGUGUUCGUAAUUGACAGUUGCAAAGCCAAAAUGAAAAUGUUUACUUCUCACAAUAACAUGACUAGUUAUGCUACUGUGUGGGCUUCUAGAACCAAUUUAGAGCAAAGAAAAGGACGAGCCGGUCGAGUUAGGCCAGGUAUAUGUUUCCAUUUGUGCUCAAAGGCAAGAUUUGAAAAAUUAGAAGAGCACAUGACUCCAGAAAUGUUUAGGACGCCAUUGCACGAAUUGGCUCUCAGUAUAAAAUUACUGAGGUUAGGAUCUAUAGGUCACUUUUUGAGUAAAGCCAUUGAACCACCUCCAUUGGAUGCUGUGAUCGAAGCUGAGGUUCUUUUAAGAGAAAUGAAAUGUCUAGACAAGAACGAUGAAUUGACACCUUUAGGUAGAAUCAUUGCUAAAUUGCCCAUAGAACCUAGAUUGGGUAAAAUGAUGGUUCUGGGUUGUAUUUUUAUGUGUGGUGGUCCAUUAGCUACCAUGGCUGCAAAUUCUUCUACAUUCCCAGAAAUUUUCACUCUGGAUAUGGGUCAGAGACGUUUAAGUUAUCAUCAGAAGGCUUUGGCUGGUGACAGACAUUCUGAUCAUGUAGCAAUGCUCACAGCAUUUGAACUCUGGGAUCAGGCCAGACAAGGAGGAGAAGAAGCUGAAUUAAGGUUCUGUGACUUUAAAGGCAUCAGUAUGCCAACUAUGAGAGUGACUUGGGAAGCUAAACAUCAACUUCAACAGAUUUUAAAUAAUGUAGGUUUCCCUGAGGAGACCUUGGCCCCCCUACCAAUGGAAACUGUCGGCCCUGAUCCAAGAUUGGAUGUUGUAAUGUCCCUUAUGUGUUAUGGGUUGUAUCCAAAUGUUUGUUAUCACAAAGAAAAAAGAAAGGUAUUAACUACAGAAAGUAAAGCAGCUCUUAUUCACAAAACUUCUGUGAACUGCAGCAAUAUGGACCAAGGUUUUCCAUAUCCAUUCUUUGUGUUUGGUGAGAAAAUUAGAACACGAGCAGUUUCCUGUAAGCAGAUGACAAUGGUGACGCCUCUUCAUUUGUUACUUUUUGGAUCACGUAAAGUCGAUUGGGUUGAUAAUGUAGUAAGGUUAGAUAAUUGGGUUAAUUUAGACAUGGAUCCGGAAGUAGCUUCUAUGAUUGUAGCUCUAAGACCAGCACUAGAGAGUCUGGUAAUCAGAGCUUCUCAGGAGCCUGAACAGAUUUUGGAAAUGGGACCUACAGAUCUGAAAGUGGUAUCUACAAUAAAAGAACUGUGCCGACUUCAUGCUGGUAGUUUUGAAUUAGAGAGGGCAAAACCCAGUUUGUUGGCUUCAAAAAGGCCACCCAGAGGUCACACACUUGGAAACUUUAAUGGGCCUCCACCUAAGUUCUUUAGAGGUGGUGGAAGUGGUGGUGGUGGUGGUUACAGAGGAGGAUUCCGAGGAGGAUAUAAUAAUGGAGGAGGUUAUGGAGGAAGCCGCGGAGGAGGAGGUUAUGGAGGAGGAGGAGGAGGUUACAGUGGCGGGCGCGGUGGUGGCGGAUUUAGAGGUCGCGGCGGUGGGGGAUUUAGAGGAAGUUUCAAUUCGUAGGAAUCUAAAAAUGUGACGAAAAUAAUGAAAAACGUAUAUCAUCGCUGUGGAAUUACUUAUUUCCAUUAUGUUUACCCAAAACUUUAUUGGUAUGCAUUUACUGUUUGUAAAUACCAAUAUAAAAGUACUUAGUUUGUAAGUAUUUAUUUUUAUUUUAUGUUAAGAGAUUGGUUUGAUCCAACAUAUGAUUUUAUGUUUUUGUAUUUGUCAAGUCACUGUUAAAAACCUAGACUAUUCUAUUUACCUAUAAGAAACAAUAUUUCAGGAUAUUUAGAAAUUAUAUUUGUAUUGAUUCAUUACAAUACACACUUUUUAAAUACUUAAUAAAAUUUAAAAG
Psylliodes chrysocephalus is the source of this 4344-nucleotide messenger RNA. NCBI's taxonomy places the organism in Eukaryota, Metazoa, Arthropoda, Insecta, Coleoptera, Chrysomelidae. The record is from the annotation of a GenBank genome assembly.